GAUCGUUCUUCUCAUUGUCUCCGGCAUCCAACCAACUGCACCCACCUUGAUUUUCUUUUGAAAGAAGUCCAUCUCACAAUCUCAAAAGAAACAACCAUGGCAAUGGAGACAUACGACGAUGAAUCUGUUGGUAGCCAUAGAAACGAUGACAAGAAGGCGAAUCAAGACCUAGUAGAAGAGCGCAAAAAGUUGGCUCAGAAGGAGAAUGAAGCUGUUCGGUGGCUCCGUAUUGUGGUCUUUGUGGUGUUGUUGGUGACUGCGGCGCUCGUGUCGGUGGGUGUGUACGUGUUGCUUCGCAAGGACCAAAAAGAUGACUUUGAACAUGACUACCAGGCCAAUGCGCUCAAGAUCAUCGAGUCCUUUCAUCAGUCUGUGGAGAGGUACUUGGAAGCUUUGGACUCGCUCUCCAUUGCCUACACCAAUCAUGCCUUUGUGACCGGAUCUGUCUUUCCCAAUGUGACUCUGCCUGAUUUUGAAGUCCGAGGCGCCAACACGCGUAUUUUGGGAGGAGCACCAGUCAUCAACUUUUAUCCAUUGAUCACAGACGAAACGCGUCCAGGUUGGGAAGCUUAUGUGGGCGAGACCAUUGGUCAUUACCCACAGUGCAUGGAUGCCGACACGGAACAACGCCUCAUUCAAGAUGCAAUUUUGGGACUGGACUAUCAGGUGGUCGAAUUCGAAGAUCCUUCGCCACUCCCACUCACCAUCAAGGACAUUCAGGCGGAUGGUUCCACACCCCCAGCCGAACCAGGAGCAGGCCCUUAUUUGCCCAUUUGGCAGAUGACUCCUGCCAUUCCUCUUCAUUCCGUUCUGUUGGUGAAUCUCUUGACACACCCCUCUGGAAAGGGCGCCUAUAAUGCCACUGUGAACACGGCUCAAGCAGUGAUCGAAUUCGCCUCCAACCUCAACGAAGAGCACCUGGGGCAAACAGGUUUUGCUUAUCAGCUGUUUCUGUCGCAUGGACAGUUUCGAGCCGACUUUGAUGAGUUUAUCGGGGAUCCCACCAGUUCCGUGGGAUACCCUGUCUUUGACUCGUUCAAUGUCAAAACUCGCAAGGUUGUGGGCAUCUUGGCGACGAAUUUCUACUGGAUCUUGUACUUUAAGGACAUUUUGCCGUCGAAUGCUCGAGGAAUCAUUUGCGUCAUUGAAAACAAUCACAAUCAGUCCUUUUCGUACCGUAUUGAUGGUCGAGAAGCCGUUUACUUGGGAGAUGGCGAUCUACAUGACACAAAGUUCGACUACCUGGAGGUUUCUGCGGACAUAACCGAAUACAUUACCCAGAAGAAAGGGCCACAGACCAGGUCCUAUACGUCAGUGGAUUUGAAUGGAGACUAUUCACGCUACUUUCUCCGUGUCUAUCCUUCUCAAGAAACAGAGGAUCAGUUUAUUGACAACCAGCCAGUGCUGAUGCUGGUGCUUGUGAUUUGUGUUUUUGCCUUUACGAGUUUUGUAUUCGUUGUCUAUGACUGGGUAAUUGCCCGCAGGCAGAGAAUUGUCAUGGAGAGAGCUUUGGCAUCAGGUGCAAUUGUGUCAAGCCUAUUUCCUUCUACUGUAAGAGACCAAAUCUACGAAGAAACUACCAAGAAACACAUCAAAAAGCCAGAGCAAAGCAACUGGAAGCUUCAGACUAUCAGGGAAAGCCAAGCUAGUAAUGGAGAUGGAGGCACUGAUGGUCCCAGUCAAGACAACAGGCAUAUUGCUCAAGUCUACCAGGAAACUACAAUCAUGUUUGCGGACUUGGCAGGUUUUACCCAGUGGAGCAGUACGAGGACACCCACAGAGGUGUUUGACCUGUUGGAAGCAAUCUACAAUGAGUUUGACCACCUGGCCAAAAAGAAGAAAGUGUUUAAAGUCGAAACUGUGGGGGAUUGUUAUGUGGCUGUCACAGGCAUUCCCCUGCCGCAGGAGGACCACGCAGUUAUUAUGGCCAAGUUUGCCAACAGCUGCAUGCAAAAGAUGGACGAGGUUACAAGCAGCCUCGUUGACAAGUUGGGAGCUGAUACAACGGACUUGAAGCUUCGGGGAGGUCUGCAUAGUGGUCCUGUGACAGGAGGUGUGCUCCGUGGAGAGAAGGGGCGAUUUCAGCUCUUUGGUGACACCAUGAACACUGCCAGCAGGAUGGAAUCCAAUGGAUUGAAGGGUCGAAUUCAAGUGAGCCGGUCUACAUUUGAUUGUCUGACUGCGAAGGGCAAGUCAACCUGGUUGACACCCCGAGAAGGAAAGGUCCAUGCAAAGGGAAAGGGUGAAAUGCAAACAUACUGGCUGCAGUUACCAACAACUGGUAUGGAAACAAUGUCAACAGUUUCAAGCGACUAUGGGUUUGCUAAAAAGAUUGGGGAGUCAGCGCACAAGGAUGAGAGCACCACUCAAAGCAGCCCCGAUCAAACCAAUAGUUCAGAAAGCGCCGCAAACCAAGUCUCAGUCGAUGUGUGAGAGAGGAGUGAAUGGAAAGCAACGAUUAGGAAAAUGAUCUUCGAUGGCUUCGAACCCACCAGAGCUAGUUACAUGCGUUAGGUAUUAGUACAUCAAAUGACCUCUAUUUAGAGCAUCAAACAAUAAUUUCGUAUCUACCGUACUUCA
Molecule: messenger RNA, 2580 nt
Organism: Seminavis robusta
Lineage: Eukaryota; Bacillariophyta; Bacillariophyceae; Naviculales; Naviculaceae
Source: the annotation of a GenBank genome assembly